GCACACCUGUGGCAGAAGGACACAUGAGCCAAGACUGAAGUCUGCUCUACUGCACAUUUGUAAUCCUACAACAUGCCGAGUGGGUUUAGGAAUAUGAAGUUACAAAUAUCCUUCCUGCUGAUGCUGUUUUCCAUGAACAUUGUCUGUGGCACCGAAAGCUUUUAUUCUGAACGAUAUCAGAAGCAAUCCAGUGUCCCACUGAAAGGGCCACCUUUCCUACCUUUCAGUGUAAAAAGCCAAGUUUUACCAGCAAGGGCAGAACAAGGCCCUCCUGGCCCAGCAGGUCCUCCUGGCCCAAGAGGACUACCAGGCUCUUCCGGGGCUCCAGGAAAACCAGGUUAUGGAAUCCAAGGACCUCAAGGGCCACAAGGACCCCCGGGACCCCCAGGACUUUCGGCUGUCGGAAAGCCAGGCCUCCCAGGCCUGCAAGGAAAACCAGGCAACCCAGGGCUGACUGGUGAAAAAGGAGACAUGGGGCCUGCAGGUCUCCCAGGGCCAAGAGGUCCCCCAGGGGCCCCUGGAAUUCCUGGUCCAGCUGGGAUUUCUGUUGCUGGGAAACGAGGAUUGCCAGGGGGACAAGGGCCACGGGGUGUCCCUGGGGAAAACGGUGAGCCAGGCAUCCCUGGUAUAAAUGGACAGAAGGGAGAAAAUGGAUUUGGGGUUCCAGGUCGCCCAGGUGAGAGAGGUCUGCCAGGGCCACAAGGGCCUUCAGGACCACCGGGACUUGCAGGGAUAGGAAGGCCUGGGGAAAGGGGAUUUCCAGGUCAGCCAGGAGUUAAAGGAGACCGGGGUUUGCCAGGCACCUCAGGACCAGUCGGCAGCCCUGGCCCCCAGGGCCCUCCUGGGGAAACCGGACAACCAGGAAUCGGAAAACCCGGACCAAGUGGGCCAGCUGGAUUGCCAGGAAUUCCUGGGCCAAAAGGCCUUCCAGGUCCCUCAGGCUUGCCUGGGCCCUCUGGUCUCCCUGGGUUUGGAAAGCCUGGACUGCCAGGCAUGAAGGGAAAUAGAGGACCAGAAGGCCUCCCUGGUGGCCCAGGAGCAAAGGGAGAACAAGGCCCAGCUGGUGCUCCAGGGGAACCAGGACCAGUUGGACCAGCUGGGAAUAUGGGCCCUCAAGGGCUCAGAGGUGCAGCUGGUGAAAAUGGUUUACCUGGGCUGAAGGGUGAAAGAGGCCCUGCAGGUCCAUCUGGGUUCCAGGGCAUGAAAGGGGAGAGAGGUCUGCCAGGAUUAGAUGGGAAAUCUGGGCAUUCGGGGGAACCAGGACUUCCUGGCCCAAAAGGACAUCCAGGUCUGCCAGGUCCUAAAGGGGAUACAGGCUAUGCUGGGUCACCUGGCUUACCUGGGCCAAUGGGUUCAUCGGGACCUAAGGGAGUGGCAGGCAUCAAUGGUGAGCAAGGCCCAAGAGGUCCACCUGGAAUACCAGGUACAAGAGGACCAGUUGGUCCUCCUGGUAUCCCAGGAUUCCCUGGCAGUAAAGGGAGUACAGGAGCACCAGGAUUACCGGGUCCAGCUGGCAUUGCUACAAAGGGUUUAGACGGACCUAUGGGACCUCCUGGACGUCCAGGCACCAAAGGUGACAAUGGAGAGCCUGGACUGCCAGGCUCGCCGGGUCCACCUGGUCCUCCUGGACAAGCAAUAUUCCCACAAGGCCAGGCCCUGGCAGGACUACCUGUUAUGAAAGCUGGUGAAGUCCAAGGUCUAACUGGCAUGCCAGUAUCAGCUUUCACUGUCAUUCUUUCCAAAGCUUACCCUGUAGCAGCCGCCCCUAUCAAAUUUGAUAAAGUUUUGUACAACAGACAACAGCACUACGACCCCAGAUCAGGAAUCUUUACUUGCAGGAUACCAGGACUUUACUACUUUGCUUACCAUGUACACGUGAAAGGAACACAUGUUUGGGUUGGCCUGUACAAAAAUGGCUCACCCAUCAUGUACACAUUUGAUGAGUACAAGAAGGGAUAUCUUGACCAGGCUUCUGGUAGUGCUGUAGUUGACCUCAUGGAAAAUGACCAGGUCUGGUUACAGCUGCCCAACAAUGAAUCCAACGGCUUGUUCUCUUCAGAGUAUGUUCAUUCCUCCUUCUCAGGUUUCUUAUUUGCACAAAUAUAACAUACCAUGGGUUUUUUGAAAAAAGGGAAUCUUAGUAUGUGUGUUUGUACUUCUAGAUGUCCAGCAGAGACUAAAGAAACUCUGAACAUAAAAUUAAACUUCUAAGAAAAAUGCUGCAUGAUGCAUAUCUUAGGUGCUCUUUUUAAAAGACAUUUUAAAGGGUAAUUUAAUUAUUCACUAAGUAUAAUCCUAUUUUAAUGCAACAGAGAAAUGUAUUUUACUUGCCCAAAUACUGAGAUGUUAAUUAUAAUUGCCAAGAUUAGUUAUUAGAAAGAGGGCUCAUUACCUUGUCUUAUAUGAAACUUCUCCUUCACAGACAUGUGUAGAAAGGAAGUAUUUUAAUGUUGCCAUCCUCACGCUUGAAUAAUUUGAAUAAUAACACUGGUAACUAUUUCAGAUUAAAUGAGUGUAGGAAUACAGUCUAAUAUAAGCCACUUGCUUGCUUUCAAAAAAUAUAAUCAUAGUCAAAAAAGGCUGAAACACACAGGAAGGCACAAUGACUUCAAUGUUCUGUCUUUUAAAAUCAAUGGAGCUAACUUAUAUAGAAGACUACUUAGAGCAGGAGUGUAAGGACAAAUUCACAUGCAAUGUCUUUCAUGUGAUAACUGCAAUUAUGACAUCUAAUCUA
Elgaria multicarinata webbii is the source of this 2734-nucleotide messenger RNA. RefSeq names its product collagen type X alpha 1 chain (gene COL10A1). Lineage: Eukaryota; Metazoa; Chordata; Lepidosauria; Squamata; Anguidae. Bases 73 to 2106 code for a protein of 677 amino acids. The transcript has 3 exons. Gene Ontology annotation, molecular function: protein binding. The record is from RefSeq and is a predicted model, not a curated record.